Messenger RNA from Thermothelomyces thermophilus ATCC 42464, 1285 nucleotides. RefSeq lists its product as uncharacterized. The transcript has 4 exons. Gene Ontology annotation, molecular function: protein binding. The record is from RefSeq and is a predicted model, not a curated record. Gene Ontology annotation, cellular component: Cdc73/Paf1 complex. Bases 165 to 1220 code for a protein of 351 amino acids. Lineage: Eukaryota; Fungi; Ascomycota; Sordariomycetes; Sordariales; Chaetomiaceae.
CUUCUGACACCUGUGGCAUGCGCGAUUACCCCACCAUUGUUACUGCAGCAAGCUGUCAGGCACCUCGUAUGGAACCUUGCACCCCGCAGUCCUUCUUGAAUCGAGCACCGAACCACAGCUGGUUCUUUUUUUUUAUUUGAAGGCUCCUUUAUGGAGAGGUGACAAUGUCGAAACAAUACCUCACCGCGCAUACGGUGGACGAAGCCCACCCGUCAGAUAUCUUUUCGCUCGCCCCUACCCCGACCUGUCUCCUCUCCGCAAGCGGCUCCUCAUCCCUUCGUGUCCACGGCACCACAGACGCCACCUUCCCCCUCCAACAAACCAUUCCUAAUGCCCACAAGCUCGGGUGCCACCACAUCUGCACAGCGCGCGGCGGCGUCGGCGCCGUCGCAGCCAGCGUAGGUUUUGGGGGUGAGAUCAAGGUCUGGACCUAUGGGAACCCUGCCGAAGACGGCGACAACAACAACAACAAGAACAACAACAGAAACAUCAAGGACAACGCUUCCUCGCAGAAAGAAUGGAAGCUGCACUGGGAACUGCCCCCCAGCAAGACUGACGGCGGCGACGUGUGGGCGGUGGCGCUGAGCGCCGACGAGGGCUAUCUCGCGUGCACGACGAGCGACGGGCGGAUCCACGUGUGGGACAUUGAGGCGCGCGAGAGGAUCCAGACGUACGAGACGGGGGCGCGUGGGGGCGGGAGCUUUGCCAUGGCCGUGGACCUGAGCCGCGACGGGCGGCUGACGGCGAGCGGGCACGAGAGCGGCGCGGUGUACGUGUUCAACAACGAUGCGGGGAGGAUGGUGUAUUCGCUUUCUGGUCUGGCGAAACCCGUGAGGGCGGUUGCCUUCUCACCCGGGUGCAAACGUCUUGCGGCGGCAGGCAACGCGGGCGUGAUUGCAAUCUACGACAUGGAGCAUGGAGAGCAUGUGGGCAACCUUACGACACCGACGAGCAGACCCGCGUGGAUCACCUCGCUGGACUGGAACGACACGGGUGAGUAUCUCCUCACCGGAGCGUUGGACGGCAAGGUCAAGGUUUGGGAUGUGGCCCGCGGCGUGUGCGUGGCGACGCACAGCGAGACGGAGUCGGCCUUGUGGAGUGUGAGGUGGCUGCCCAAGACAGAGCGGGCGUUGGGACCUGGUAUGGGGAAGAGCGAGAUGUUUUGCGCGGCAGGGGCAAGCCGGAGUAUCACCUUCUACAGGGAGGCCACCGGGUCUUGAGCGUUGGUGAGAAGUCUCAUAUCUUUACUUAGGGCUGCCCGAGAGUCCGACUAGACAUCAUCGUC